CAUAAUUGAAGAAGACACACACACACACUUGUCAAUUAAUUAUUAGUUUAUGAGUUGUUUUAGUGAUAUCCUUUUGAGCAGAUUUCAGUCAGAUAAUUUCAGUUAGGCCAACACCCUCUUUGAUCGAUCCCCAAAAAACAUGACUUUCAAAGGUCCCACAGACAAAAUGAAAAUUUUAAAUCCUUUUAGUUUUGUUAAGCUCCCCAAAAAAAUUCCCCAAAAAAAAAAAAACUUAAAAAGACAUUUAUGGAGGAAUUCAGUGGAAUCCAUCUAGGCAGGCCUAGCUACUUGAAAAAAACCAAAAGAGUAGAGUUUAGAGAUCAUUAAAACAGUAAACCCUACCCACCACUUCAAUUUCUUCAAUCAACUUGACCUUAAAUAUCCCUUCUUUUUUUUUUUUUAAUUCAAACACACCCAUGUAUUGCAGUUUUCUCAUGUCAAUUCAAUUCCUUUUCAUUUGAAUUGAAUUUCACUUUUUGUUAAUACCAUUUUUCUUUCUCCCAAUCUCUAUAGCUUUCAUGGAGCCUAAAAGAUGUUGGAUGAUGUGGGAAAAGAAGAAGAAGAAGAAGAAUUUGAUUACUACUUCUUCUGAUCAUCAUUUUCUUCAAGCAACAACCACAAUCAAAUCUUCUUCUUCUUUUGAUGAUUCUUGGGAAGAACAGGCUUUCGCUGACGAUGCUGCUGGUCGUCUUGGUGGUUGCGUUUGGCCACCGAGAUCCUACUCUUGCAGCUUUUGCAAAAGGGAAUUUCGGUCUGCGCAAGCCCUAGGUGGUCACAUGAAUGUUCAUCGACGCGACCGUGCUAGGUUAAAGCAUGAAUCUUUCAAACCCCAGAUUGAAACCCAUCUUCAAAUUCCUCCAACUCUUCAUCAACAAGUUUGUGAUGAUAAUUUGGUCUUUAGCCCUAACCCUAAAUCUUCUUCAUCAUCUUUUUGCCUCUCAACUUUUCCUUCACAAAACUUGGUGGAAUCUGAUCUUACCCCUUUAACAACAACAGCAGCAACCCUUCAUAAAUGGCAUCAAAGUUCAGACCUUUCUCAAAAAACAAGUGAUGAUAAUGAUCUUCUCAGGGAUGAAGAAGCAGCGGUUUUUUGCAAUAAAAGAAAGAGAACAUCUGAUCAUUCGCCAUCGUCUACAGUGGCGUUCAUUUUCCGAUCAGAGGUAAUUGGACUUAGCCAUAGCUCUGUCGAGGAUUUGGAUCUUGAGCUCCGCCUCGGUGGUGGCCGGCCAAAGCUAAAAUAAAAUUGCACCGUUGUGUGUGACUUUAUGAUCUAUAGUUUGUUUUUCUCUUUGUUGUUUCCAAUUUCCUUCUGGAAUCUUUUUUUUUUUUUUCUGAUCAUGUCAGUUCUUGACUACUACUCCUUUUCUCUAUCAGCAAGAUUGUAGAAAAUUUUAACAAUAUUGCUCACACAAGGAGAUUGAAGAAAGGCAAAAAAAAAAAAAAAAAAAAAAAUUGAAACUUUAAUUUCUUGUUUUGAAUAAAAUACGCAAUAGAGAUAUAUACAACAUUUGUAAAUUAGGUGAAUAUCGAUCAAAGUGAGAAUAUUUACCAUGGAAUAUUUAAGAGUUUGUGUUUCGAUCA
Molecule: messenger RNA, 1581 nt
Organism: Cucumis sativus (cucumber)
Lineage: Eukaryota; Viridiplantae; Streptophyta; Magnoliopsida; Cucurbitales; Cucurbitaceae
Product: probable transcriptional regulator RABBIT EARS
Exons: 1
Coding region: 519-1241 (240 amino acids)
Source: RefSeq, a predicted model, not a curated record